Cuscuta campestris is the source of this 792-nucleotide messenger RNA. NCBI's taxonomy places the organism in Eukaryota, Viridiplantae, Streptophyta, Magnoliopsida, Solanales, Convolvulaceae. The record is from the annotation of a GenBank genome assembly.
GAAAAGAUAGAGAAAGCUUAUGGACUUCCAUGAGAGAUCUGUUCCCCAGGAAUGACCCUUGGAUCCUAGGAGGAGAUUUCAACACUAUUGCCUCACUGACUGAACACAAAGGGGAGGUUUGCCCAGAUAUUGGAAGCAUAGAGGACUUUGUGCAAACUAUUAAUGACUGUAAACUCAUAUCUCCUCCUUUCUUGGGAAGUCAAUUCACAUGGUUUGGAAAAAGAGGAAGAGGUAGAGUUUACAGAAGGCUGGACAGGAUUCUCAUAAAUGAACACUGCAUGGACCAUUUCCAGCUCACAGAAAUAAAGCACCUGGGGAGAGGCUUUUCAGACCAUAGGCCUCUUCUUAUCAAAGCCUUCUCUAGUCAGCCUAUUGGGCCUAAGCCUUUCAGAUUCAUCAAUGCUUGGUGCUCCCACUCCUCCUUUAAUGAACUCCUUCAAGCAAACUGGCCGGACAGUUACACAGGAGGGGGAAUGAGAGGCCUGGCCCGAAAGCUUUCUAAUUUUAAGAAGGCCCUCAUCACUUGGAAUAAGGAGACCUUUGGUAAUAUUUUUGAGGCUGUUUCCAAAGCAGAAGAAAGGGCAUCUAAAGCAGAGGAGAAUCUUGAACAGAAUGAUAGUGAUGAAAACCUUACUGAAUUCAAACUUGCAAAAGCUCUCCUGCAACAAGCUUUGAAGAAGGAGGAAUCUUUUUGAGCCCAAAAGGCAAACAUUAAAUGGAUCGCGCAGGGUGAUGCAUCUACGGCCUUCUUCCACUCCUUUGUUAAAGGGAGAAGAAAUAGACUGAAAAUUA